Plutella xylostella (diamondback moth) is the source of this 488-nucleotide messenger RNA. Its product is annotated as protein CutA homolog. The record is from RefSeq and is a predicted model, not a curated record. Gene Ontology annotation, biological process: response to metal ion. Lineage: Eukaryota; Metazoa; Arthropoda; Insecta; Lepidoptera; Plutellidae. Gene Ontology annotation, molecular function: copper ion binding.
AACACAGAUUCAUUAGAGAAACAAACAAAACCUAACGUUGCGUUAACCUAACAUUAGGUAGCGGAAUAGUCGUUAAAAUUACUAAAUCAUGUCAACAAGCGCCGGAGAUGGAGAAGAAUGUGUGACAGUAUUUGCCAACAUACCAGAUACUACCACCGCAGACGAUAUGGCUGAAGCAUUGAUAGUGAGAGGCAUGGCAGCUAGUGUUAGCAUCAUUCCAGAAGUGAAAACUUUCAAGGCGAGCCGAAAACAUGGUGUGAAAGAAAAACCUGAGUGUAUCAUGAUGAUCAAGACUAGAAAAACUUUGGUAAACAAAGUAACGGACUUCAUAACGCUAAACUGCCCAUAUAAAGAUGAUAAAGUGGAUGUAACGGCCGUAAACAUAGAGAAUGGAAAUCCGCAAUAUUUGAAGUGGGUUUAUGAAAAAUCAGAUUUCAAAUCAUGAAAUAACAUCAUUUAGCAAUAGGUACCUACUUACACAAUGCGCA